Messenger RNA from Armigeres subalbatus, 3135 nucleotides. It is a transcript of the gene Flo1, whose product is annotated as flotillin-1. Gene Ontology annotation, cellular component: cytoplasmic vesicle; flotillin complex; plasma membrane. The record is from RefSeq and is a predicted model, not a curated record. NCBI's taxonomy places the organism in Eukaryota, Metazoa, Arthropoda, Insecta, Diptera, Culicidae. Gene Ontology annotation, biological process: protein kinase C signaling; positive regulation of cell-cell adhesion mediated by cadherin; protein localization to plasma membrane. The transcript has 7 exons. The coding region runs from base 191 to 1471 and encodes 426 amino acids.
UUUCCAAUCAGAAUGUGUUCCAAUCGCGACUGAGGUGGACGUGUGUUGUCAAACGCGCAUCAAAUUGAAUGAGAUUUUUUCCUCUGCCCUGACUGACUAAUCGCCUCCAGGAAUUUGGUGUGAAAAAUCAGUGAAAUCCACUUUUACACGCGUAGUUUGGUGCUAGAUUGUGCAGUGAUCGAUCGGCGAGAUGGUGUGGGGCUUUGUGACCUGUGGUCCGAACGAGGCGCUGGUGGUUUCAGGAUGCUGUCAUAUGAAACCACUCUUGGUUCCCGGAGGGCGGGCAUUCGUGUGGCCAUCGGUGCAGAGAGUUCAACGAAUCUCCCUCAACACGAUGACGCUGCAGGUGGAGAGUCCCACCGUUUAUACCAGCCAGGGUGUUCCAAUUUCCGUGACUGGCAUUGCCCAGGUUAAAAUACAGGGCCAGAACGAGGACAUGCUGCUGACGGCGUGCGAACAGUUCCUCGGCAAGUCCGAGGCCGAGAUCCAGCACAUUGCUUUGGUCACACUGGAGGGCCACCAGCGCGCGAUCAUGGGCUCGAUGACGGUGGAGGAGAUCUACAAGGACCGGAAGAAGUUUUCGAAGCAGGUGUUUGAGGUCGCCUCGUCGGAUUUGGUUAACAUGGGCAUCACAGUCGUUUCGUACACGCUGAAGGAUAUUCGCGACGAGGAGGGUUAUCUGAAAAGCCUUGGUAUGGCUCGCACGGCCGAGGUUAAGCGCGACGCUCGCAUCGGAGAAGCGGAGGCUCGCUGUGACGCCACUAUCAAGGAAGCCAUUGCCGAGGAGCAGCGGAUGGCCGCACGAUUCUUAAACGACACCGAAAUCGCCAAGGCCCAGCGGGACUUCGAGCUGAAAAAGGCUGUCUACGACGUGGAGGUGCAGACGAAGAAAGCCGAAGCCGAAAUGGCCUACGAACUGCAAGCGGCCAAAACCAAACAGCGCAUCAAGGAGGAACAGAUGCAGAUCAAGGUUAUCGAACGUACCCAGGAGAUCGCCGUUCAGGAGCAGGAAAUGGCUCGCCGCGAACGUGAGUUGGAAGCCACCAUUCGGCGACCGGCCGAGGCCGAAAAGUACAAGCUGGAAAAGUUGGCUGAAGCUAACAGGAAUCGGGUCAUCUUGGAGGCCGAAGCCGAAGCGGAGGCGAUCAAAGUACGCGGAGAAGCCGAAGCAUUUGCCAUUGCUGCCAAGUCGAAGGCGGAGGCCGAACAGAUGGCCAAGAAGGCGGAAGCCUGGCGAGAAUAUCGCGAAGCUGCUAUGGUUGAUAUGCUGCUGGAUACGUUGCCAAAGGUGGCCGCCGAAGUUGCAGCCCCGCUGUCCCAGGCCAAGAAGAUUACUAUGGUAUCCAGUGGUAAUGGUGAGGUUGGUGCGGCAAAGCUCACUGGGGAGGUACUGCAGAUCGUCAACAAGAUCCCGGACCUGGUCAAAUCGAUCACUGGCGUGGACAUUUCACGGUCGGUACACGCUGGCUAGAGCCCCAGAUUGGUUGGCGAACGCGUGUUCUAACUCGUUUAGAUUUCGAUCCAUCAUCUACUAGUUCGACGACGAAGACGGGAACGACAAUGGCGCAUGCUGCAGUAACGUCGAGUAACAGCAGGCAUAGUAAAUUUUACAAAGACCGUACAAGAGCAACUACAUUAUUUGGAGAUGAUUGAUGGUGCCGUUGAUUUACGAGCUUUACGUAUGUUAUGUUACUUUUUGGUAAGUCUUGUUUUUGUUUGAUUUUUGUACAUGUUAAAAGUUACUUUUAUGUAUAUUUUGGGAUGGUUCAUAGUAUUUUUUGUAUAGCCACUUCUUUAUAAAACAAAAUCUGCCAUUUAUAUUCUUUAAGUAUUAUUCAUAAUUAAAAAAUAACUUUCGGUUUUUGGAAUUGCUUCUAUAAAUCCGAUUGAGUCAAAGAGUUAUUUCACUAGAAAAGAGUCUCCUUUCCCAACUUCAAAUGUUUUAAAAACACUGCCAUUGCAUACAAUUUCCGAUUCGAAUCAUAAAAAGCACAAUACUGCACAUAACUUUACUAGAUGAAUGCAAAUGACAAAACUCAUUUCUUAAACUCGAGUGUGACACUGACAUUUUGACUUAAUCUGGAAGAGGAACGUUAAUUCAACCUAAACGCUACCAAUUUUGCUACACGCAAUACGGCCAUACAAAUACGUUUCUCCAAUAUUUACAUAUUCUUCAUCGGAAGUGCUAUGCCCAGCCAUGUUAGAACGUCGGAAACAAGAAAAUCCUUGAUGGGACUCGAAUCUAGGAAUGAUCAUUCAAUCAACACUUAUAUAGACCUUAAAACGCUCGUACCAAAUCUAUUAUCUUUCGAACCUCUAUCUAUUACUGAUGUUGCUCGAAAUCUGUCCAUCCACUCGUUUGGCCUUUUGCUCUUAGAUGAUUUCUAUCCAAGAUUCAAAUCAAUUGUUUCGAUUUCGAUCCUCUCAUAGGAAAACAUAUGAUAUUAAACCGAUAUUCCAUCAAAUCUAACCAAAAUGCUCGCUACAUUUGCGGUAGCCGCUUUGCAGCUAAGCUAAGUUGCAAAGCAGUCACCUUAAGUGUUUCAGCAACAUUAAAUGAAAUCUGUAAGAGAAACACAAAUUAGAACGUAGGACAUUUUCCGGUAGGUGUAGAAACCUCGAAACACAAAACAAUUCUCGUAAUGUCGUGACCUUAUUGGGAUAUAUUCGUUUCGAUAUAAACGCCAGGUGGUAGUAAAAUUAGGCUGAUGUGUGUGUGAGGCAAAAGAUAAAAAUGUAAAUUCAAAAUUCCAAAGAAAUGAACAAAAUCUAAGAUAAUUACACUAGCAAACGCAUUUAUAGCGAGAAAGAGAAAGCAUUACUUGUGGAAGAAUAUUUAUCCACCCAACCAAAGGAACAUAUAUAUUUUAUAUUGAAAAUUUCUCGAUCGAUGGAUUACACAGCAUAACAUGGAAAAUAUUACCGUAAUGUGGAGACAACCGAGCACAUAAGUGUUCAAACAAAGUAUUUGAUUUCCUUAGCAUUGUAACCAGUGAAUUAACUAUGUUUCACCAAAACGGCAAUUCUAGCGAAUGCGCAUAUAAUCUCUGUUCGUGUUUAUUUCAUCGUCGUAUAAUGCGAAACGUUCAAAGUAAUAAAAACCAAAUAGUACUAUUAAACUUUCUGAACAGAUAA